Aspergillus calidoustus is the source of this 411-nucleotide messenger RNA. Lineage: Eukaryota; Fungi; Ascomycota; Eurotiomycetes; Eurotiales; Aspergillaceae. The record is from the annotation of a GenBank genome assembly.
AUGUCGACUAUUCUCCGUACAUUGCGGAAUCUGCGAAGGAUUGGCUUCAAGGAAUAUGGCCACCAAAUGCAGUACAUGGGUGAUACCAAAGCUGGUACCCUGAUUGGCACCGAUCGAUUCGGCAACAAGUUCUAUGAGAACGUGGAGGAGGAGCUUCCCCUCCGAACCCGCUGGGUUGACUACAAGGAGAUUGAAUACGACCCUUCACAGAUCGAGCCUGGCUGGCACGCCUGGAUCUCGUACAUGGUCGACACUCCCCCCACCGGCGACAAGCUACUGCAGACUGGUCAGCGUACUUGGGAGCUCACAGAGCACAGGCCGACUCUUACUCUGAGCCGUGCGGCUUUCAAGACUUAUUCUACUGUCAAGCCCAAGUAUACAGCUUGGACCCCAGUUGCUGCUCCCCGGUGA